CCGACACAAUCACCGGCAUGUGACUGAUUUUCGUUCUGCUCGGGUGUGCACGGAUUAAGGAAGGUUCCAGCUGUCAAAUCUGGAGGGAGUUAAUCGUGGCCAGUGGAAAUAGGAGUUGUUGCGCUAUUUCAUUGCGUAAAUUCUGCAGAACUAAGCCUGCUUUUCGUCUGUAGUUGUUGUUGGGCCGCAACUUGACAGUUCGUCGAGGCUUUCAACAUGGUGUUCGAGUCGAUCGUGGUUGAGUUAAUCAACCGUUAUUUGGGGGAUUUCGUGGAAAAUCUAGACCGAUCCCAGCUGAAACUCGGCAUAUGGGGAGGUGAUGUUGUUCUGAAAAACUUGGAUUUAAAGGAAAGUGCUUUGGAUGAACUUGACCUCCCUGUGAAGAUCCGUGCUGGACAUAUAGCAAACCUCACACUGAAGAUUCCGUGGAAGAAUCUGUACACUGAGCCUGUGGUUGCGUCUAUAGAUGGGCUGUACGCCCUGGGCUAUCCCCAAUAUCGGUGA
Molecule: messenger RNA, 504 nt
Organism: Liolophura sinensis
Lineage: Eukaryota; Metazoa; Mollusca; Polyplacophora; Chitonida; Chitonidae
Product: intermembrane lipid transfer protein Vps13-like
Exons: 4
Coding region: 217-504 (95 amino acids)
Biological process (GO): protein retention in Golgi apparatus; protein targeting to vacuole
Source: RefSeq, a predicted model, not a curated record